This is a messenger RNA of Daphnia pulicaria, 450 nucleotides long. RefSeq names its product heat shock 70 kDa protein-like. The record is from RefSeq and is a predicted model, not a curated record. Gene Ontology annotation, cellular component: cytosol; nucleus; plasma membrane. Gene Ontology annotation, molecular function: ATP binding; heat shock protein binding; ATP hydrolysis activity. Gene Ontology annotation, biological process: vesicle-mediated transport; protein refolding; cellular response to unfolded protein. NCBI's taxonomy places the organism in Eukaryota, Metazoa, Arthropoda, Branchiopoda, Diplostraca, Daphniidae.
AUGCUUAGCAUUGAAAUUGAUUCUUUGUUUGAUGGAAUUGACUUAAACCCUAGCAUUACGAGGACUCGAUUCGAAGAGUUAAAUGCCGAUCUUUUCCGCUCUACCAUGGAACCUGUCGAGAAAGCCAUCCGUGUUCUGUGACACCAAGAUGGACAGCACAAAGCCCAGAUUCAAGAUAUCGUUCUCGUUGGUGGAUCAACCCGUAUUCCGGAGGUGGAAAAGCUCUUGCAACAUUUCUUCAACGAAAAAGAGGUUAAGAAAUACAUCAAUCACGAUGAGGCCGUUGCCUACGGUGCCGCUGUUCAAACUGCAAUCCUUCAGGGAGUCAAAUCUGAGGCUGUCCAAGAUCUUCAAAAAAUGAAUUUAAGUGAAAACUUACAGCGAAUUUUGCCAUGUUGUAGUAAACAACAUGUACAUGUUGAACAACUUGAUUUCUUGCAAGAGACAUAG